AUGUCUGGGAGCCGGUGGCUGAAGAAGAAGGAGGAGAGAGACGGCAGGAGCGGCUGGUGGCGAGGCUUCUUCUGCAGGAUGGAAAUGGCUUUGGACUUGGCGGCCGCGGAGGCCCCUCGCUCGAGUGGAUGCACCCCGCCGCCCUGGCAAGGCCCCCUGGAGGGUACCCCCGAGAGUGGGCGGGGCCGAGGAGCCCUAGGAGGGUUCACAAGGCGGUGGAGGGAUACCCGGGCCGCGGCCGGAACUACUUUCAGGAGGCGGUCACGUGUGUGCCUAGUUGGGGAACUUUCCAAAUUCCCACUCCCCUGUAAUAGCCGGAGAGGCGAGCGGUUCGCUCCCUUCGCCCGCUGUGCGUCCGCCGGGUGCGGGCAGCGGGACCGCUGGGCCGCCCGGUUCGCUAGGGGAAAACUCGCCGGGGAGAGCCUCCUACCGGAGCUCCGCGGGGGCUGACGACUGGGAAGCUGGUUACACAAGCACCCACAUCCAAGCACGUGCCCCCGUCUCCCCGCACGCUGGCUGCCGCCGCUGCUUCUUGCAGACCUCGGGACGAGCGUUCCCAGGCUGCUCCCACCCUCCUAGCUCUGGAUCGGCUCACACUGCGCAUUCCCUACCGCGGGAGAAGGGGCUGUGCCCCGGGGGGAUCUGCGUCUCUUCCUCGCUAGUGCCCUGCCCCUUAGGGCGAACCUUCCUGGUGCCGUGCUCGCGGGGCAGGAGGGGGACUUCUGCUGCUACUGGGAUACACCGAUGUUGCCACAGACUUCCAGUCACUAACCCUGAGCUGGUGAGCGCGCCCCACCUACUGUAAACUCGGCGAGUGGCAAGUGACUUAUCUGGUCGGAGAACCUAGUCAAUGGCCGUCAGCCCAGAACAAACCUGUCAAGUCUGCUUACAGCCCCAUUAGUUGACCUAUCCCUGUGAAAGGCUGAGAACUGGAGCGCUUUUACCGGGACCUUGAUCAUCUGCAGGACCAGUCGUCCACCUUCUGCUUGGAGAAAAUAGGCAUCAGUCAACACCAAUACAGGAACGUCCUCCUUUUCUUUUCCCUGGGAAGUAGAACUCAAGGAGACAAUUGGAGCCCAAAGAUUGUGUUAAGAUUUAGGCUGAGGGGCACUGGGAGAACAGAGAUCAAUGUGUAUGUGUAUUGCAGUAAUUGGGAGUAGACGCCUAGGAAGGUCUGAAGACGAUUUAUUUUGCAUAUGAGAAAGGAGAUUGUGUAUGAGCACAUCAUAGUUGCAGGCAGCCCCUGAAGACUAGAAACCUCAAGAGACCUAGCUUAGAAGCCAGAGGCCAUUACCUAACUCCGAGACUACUAAUUAAACCUUACAAUGUUCUUAGCGAUCUCUGAGUCUCCAUAAAUCUUGUAGUUUAAAUACAACAUCCUUUUAUGAUGGGUCUACAGGAAUUAGCAUCCUGCUGGACCUUCAAUGUUGGUAUUUCCUGGAAGCUGAUUUUGUGCAUGGUCCUGGUGGGCCUGGGGGAGACAAGGAUCAUAAGUUGAAAGAAAAUGGAGAGCAACCUAGAAAGGGUAGGAGAAAGGCCUACUCCUACUUUGGUUUCUAAAGAUGAAAAUCCUGCCCAUGCAGCCUAGUGUGAGCUAGAGACUUCUUUAUUUCACAAAUAACCAAGGACAAAGAGACCCUGGUUUCUAGAUGUUCCACUAGAUUUCAUUGUAAGAACCUGAGCUGUGCUCAAUUGAAUACGCACCACUGCUUGGUGGGCAAAGUGAAGAUGCAGUUAAAUGAAGGGAAGUGGAUUGGGGAGGAGUACAAUUUUCCAUGUCAGUUUCUCAGGCUGCUGAGCUUGUCCCCAGAGACCCUGGAGCCUACUCGUUGUGAGGAUUACUUUUCCAGCAUCUAAGAAGUUCUGAAAUCCACACCUGGGAAGAAAAUGGGUUCGUUUCUGCCAUGGGUUCCUUAGGCUUGAGGAGAGAGGAUUCUUUUCAAUGCCCACCAGUUAUUCUGGUGCAGAGAGGGCGUGCAUCAUCAGCACUAAAGUGUGGGAAUAUGAGAAUGGCCCUCAGGCACUUCCAUCAGCUAAGGGAGAAAAUGGGAAGUAGUUUUGCUGCUGCUCUAAGCAUUGGGUCUCUACUUUUCUCUAGGGAUGAAUGAAAGGAUCACCAAUGUUGGCAGAUAUUUGGUCAGCCUGACAGCAAUAUCAGGUAGUUAUUAGAAGUUGCUGAAUAAAAACCUCCUCCCCUUCCCAGUUAAGCAGAUUCCUAAAGGAUAAUACUGAUGUAUCCUUUUUCAAAUUUUCUUUUUCUUUUUUUUUCUUCUACGCAAUAAAUCUCCUUACCCAAGUGGGAAGGCUGAAACCUCUAUAUAGCUGACCCUAUCUAUAAUGUACAGAAAGGGUUUUUUAAAAAAUGAUUUUUAAAAUUCAAUGGCAAAUAUCUGCUUGUUUGUACCUUAUGUUAAUUUCCUGGUUUUGAUAAUUAGUCUAUGGCUCUCUAAUUUAUUAAGAUUAGGCCAGCUGGGUGAAGAAUAUACAUCAACUCUGGAUCAUUUUUGCAAGUUUUUUGCAAGUCUAAA
Messenger RNA from Myotis davidii, 2528 nucleotides. RefSeq names its product killin, p53-regulated DNA replication inhibitor (gene KLLN). The record is from RefSeq and is a predicted model, not a curated record. NCBI's taxonomy places the organism in Eukaryota, Metazoa, Chordata, Mammalia, Chiroptera, Vespertilionidae.